UAAAAGUCAAAAACAGUUGACCACUCUCUCUUCCGCCUUUAAUCGAAAUCGGACGAAAAUGGGAAAACGCGACAAGAAACCAAAUCGGCGUCGCCACAAAGGAGAGUUCUCGAACGACGGCGAAGAUUUCUACGAUCAACACCCUCCGGCUGCUGCCUCCGUAGACGAAGAUGAAGAAAACUCUGAGGAAGAAGAAGAAGAAAACGAGGAAAACGACGAGCUUCAGCCAUCGGAUUUGCCCUCGAAGUUCCUUCUCUACCAACAAUCGGUUCAGUCACCAAAAGGAGACAUAAGCUACUUGCAGAAGUUCUUUUUGAUGUAUGUGGGUGGAAGGCAGCCUCUCCAUUUCCAAGAAGAUUUCUGUGGAACUGCUCUUUUAAGUGCGGAGUGGCUGAAGACUGACACAAGAAGGACUGCUAUAGGGCUAGAUUUUGACCUUGAGGCACUAGAAUGGUGCAUGGAUAACAACAUAAGUAAGCUUGGUGCUGACGGGUAUUCAAGAAUGUCGCUUUUCCAUGGUAAUGUCUUGGCCCCUGAUGAGGCUAAGCUAGUGAAAUCCGAAUCACACGAGCUGAUACAGAACAUCAGCUUGGAUGAUGGGGAUAGUGAAGAUUUGGUUGAUCCUUGUGCUGAAUCGUUAGAGAAAGAUGGACCUGAUUCAUUACCGAAGAGGGAUAUAGUGUGUGCUUUCAAUUUUAGUUGCUGUUGUCUCCACAAACGCUCGGAGUUGGUUUUGUACUUCAAGAAUGCACGUAAAGCUUUGUCAAAGAGAGGCGGUAUUUUCGUGAUGGAUCUAUAUGGAGGUGCUUCUGCUGAGGGACAGUUGAAGCUUCAACGGAAAUUCCCAAGUUUCACGUAUACAUGGGAGCAGGCUGAGUUUGACAUUGUAAGCCGCAAGACAAGGAUCAGUCUGCAUUAUCACCUUCAGAAGCAGAACAGGAAGAUUCGCCAUGCUUUUUCAUAUAGCUGGAGACUGUGGUCAUUGCCGGAGAUAAAGGACUGUAUGGAGGAAGCAGGGUUUAGAUCAGUCCAUUUUUGGCUCAGAGAAAUGCCAGACGCUUCUGAAAUGCGUAGAACAGAUGGGUUUGGUGCGGGACGUGAUAUCAAGUACGAAGAAGUCAAGAGCUUUCCACAGUGCGAUGCUUGGAAUGCUUACAUUGUUGCGGUUAGUCUCUAAGUUUUGUGUACCAAACAAAACCUUUAUGGUUUGAGUCCUUAACCGAAUCCAUAGCCGUUUUGGAAACUAUGCGUAGAGAAUCAAUCAGUUAUGCAACUCUACUUUAAGCCUUUUUAAAUCAGAUU
This is a messenger RNA of Eutrema salsugineum, 1302 nucleotides long. RefSeq lists its product as uncharacterized. The record is from RefSeq and is a predicted model, not a curated record. The coding region runs from base 59 to 1177 and encodes 372 amino acids. The transcript has 5 exons. Lineage: Eukaryota; Viridiplantae; Streptophyta; Magnoliopsida; Brassicales; Brassicaceae.